UUUCAAGUCAACGUCACGUCAACGUCAAAAAUUAAAUUAUAAAAGGAGGCGUAUUCUUAAAAUUUUGUAGAAUUUUGUUAUAAUAUAAUAAUGAUUCGUUUCAUCCUUAUUCAAAACCGUGCUGGUAAGACUCGUCUUGCUAAAUGGUAUAUGAAUUUUGACGAUGAUGAAAAACAGAAAUUAAUUGAAGAAGUACAUGCAGUUGUUACCGUACGAGAUGCAAAACAUACCAAUUUCGUUGAGUUUCGUAACUUCAAAAUAGUGUACAGAAGAUAUGCAGGUCUGUAUUUCUGCAUUUGUGUGGACGUGAACGACAACAACUUGUGUUACCUGGAGGCUAUACACAACUUUGUGGAGGUGCUCAAUGAAUACUUCCACAAUGUGUGUGAAUUAGAUUUAGUAUUCAACUUUUUCAAGGUGUACACAGUAGUGGAUGAAAUGUUCUUAGCGGGAGAGAUCAGAGAAACAUCUCAAACUAAGGUUUUGAAGCAACUGCUAAUGUUGAACUCUCUAGAAUAAGGUUAUUCUAAAGUUUGAAGAUUCUAUGCUUGUUAGCUGAUAAAGUAAAUGUUUAAAGGAUUUGGGAAUUUUACAUGUUUAUGUAAUUUUUCACUAAAAAACACUGGUCUGGUAGACAAACAUGUCUUGUGUCUAGGGGUGAAGUUUAUAUAAAUGUUUUCUGAUAGUGAAAUCUCAGGUUAUAAUAAUGUUGAUACUCAAAAUAGAUGAUUUGGCUUCUGAAAAUAUUGUAUUAGCUAGUUUCUAGUAUAAAAAUGAUCACAGGAAUAAAACCCAUUACACACAAAUCAUUUUUCUUGUCAUAAAAAUGUCGAGGUUUUAUAUAAGCUUUGAGAUCUUUAAAAUGUUUUUAAAGAAGUCUAGACAAAUGUAGUGGUCCCUAAAUAAUUUUGAUUAUUAUUUCUAGCUUUUCAGACGCAAUGUAAUUCCACAUUCAUAGAAAUUAUAAAAAAAAAAUUCUGAAUUGCCAGGAUUUGUUAGUAAAUAAAAAAAAAACUGAAAUAUAUUGAAUCUUUUAGCAAAAAUAUAGUAUAAAGUGAGAGUGAAGUAUUGAUUGGUAUGUUAGUUUUUAAUUUUAUAUGUAUAUAGGAAUUGUGUGGACGAUGAUUUGUUGGACUACCUAUAUUAUCUUUAUUUUGUGUCUGGCUUAAAAUAUAUAUUGUUUUCUCUUAAUUUCUGCUUUUUUAUAAUAAUCUAACAUUUAAAUGCAGGCAGUAAUUAAUCUUUGGUUUCUGUCAUAUAUUGAAAUGUGGGUAGUUGAAAAUAUUCCAGAUGUCAAAUGUAUUUAAAUGUUUAUUAGCAUAUAGUUAAGUGUUAAAUAAAACAUGUAUCUUUA
This is a messenger RNA of Papilio polytes (common Mormon), 1354 nucleotides long. RefSeq names its product AP-2 complex subunit sigma (gene AP-2sigma). The transcript has 4 exons. Gene Ontology annotation, cellular component: intracellular membrane-bounded organelle; AP-2 adaptor complex; membrane coat. Gene Ontology annotation, biological process: intracellular protein transport; clathrin-dependent endocytosis. The coding region runs from base 91 to 519 and encodes 142 amino acids. Lineage: Eukaryota; Metazoa; Arthropoda; Insecta; Lepidoptera; Papilionidae. Gene Ontology annotation, molecular function: clathrin-cargo adaptor activity. The record is from RefSeq and is a predicted model, not a curated record.